AAAAGCGCAACAUGACAAAUAAAAGUGGGUGGAAGGAGUAUAAAAUCUAACAAAAUAGUCAAAAUCAUCCUAAAUAGCGAUUUUGUAUCCUAUGUGGCGUUUUACAUGUAUUAUGUCACAUAAGACGUGUGUAUUUUCUUGUUACAUUUUAUACAAUUUAAGUGCCUAAUUAUACACACUAAAAAUUAAAGGACAUAGAUUACAUCUAAAACAAAUUAAAGGGAUUAUUUAUAUAUCAUACCAAUACCAAUAUUGGGACCUUGCGCAUGUACAAGAUUUCCCUUACUACUAUAUAUAUACAUAUCACAUGGUAUAUACUUCAAUAUCAAUUUAGGGAAAAGAAGAGGUAGCACACAAAAAUGGACCUCUUCCUCCUCUCUUUUGCAACCACACUUACUAUAAUCAUCUAUUCUUUGUUCAAAUAUUUCUUUGCCAAGCCUAAAGAAAAAAUGCCUCUAGCUCCAGGCACCUUUGGUUGGCCUAUUAUUGGAGAAACCAUCCAAUUCCUUUUUUCACUUUACUAUGGAUUGGUCCAUGAGUUUGUUCAAGAAAGAACCAAAAAAUACAACUCUCAUGUAUUCAAAACCUCAUUACUUGGCCAAAAAGUUGUUGUUUUUUCAGGUCCAGCAGCUAACAAAUUCAUAUUCACUCGAGGUAAUAAGCUUAUCAUUGGUUGGAGACCUAAGUCUGUUCAAAAGCUCUUCCCAUCAACAUCAUUUGUCCCUAUUGAACAUGACACUAAAAGGGCACAUAAUGUCAUUAGCUAUUUUUUGAACUCACAAAAUGUUGAGAGACUUACAAGUACUAUGGAGAAUAUGUCACAUUUACACUUGAAAAAUCAUUGGAAAGGGAAAAAUGAAGUGAUGGUAUAUGAUCAAGUGAAGUUAUUCACUUUCUCCCUUUCUAUUAGAGCCUUUAUGGGGAUCGAGGAUUCGGAUAAAAUCUUGAAUCUUUAUGAAAAAUUCAAGAUUUUUACACAAGGUCUUUUGGCAGUGGACAUAAAUCUUCCUGGCACAACAUUUUAUAAGGCAAUGAAAGCUGGGAAUGAAUUAAGGAAACAAAUGAAGGUUAUUAUUAAACAAAGAAGGGUAGAAUUAUUUGAAAAUCCAAAUUUGUCAAAAGUUGAUGUGUUGACACAAAUGAUCAAUGAACAAGAUGAAGAUGGAAAGUACAUGACUGAAGUUGAAAUAGAGGAUAAAGUGUUUGGCUUCAUUAUUGGUAGUUAUGAUACUACUGCUACAACUAUUACUUUGACCAUGAAGUACCUUCAACAAAUGCCUGAGUUCUUCAAUGAAAUAAUUCAAGAGCAAAAUGAGAUAUCAAGGCAAAUGAUGCCAAGGAAAGAGCUAUGUUGGAAUGACAUUCAAAAAAUGAGGAAAACUUGGAGCUUUGUGAAUGAAGUAUUAAGAAACACACCAGUUGUUCAAGGUAUUUUCAGAGAAGCAAUAGAGGACUUCACUUAUGAAGACUUCUACAUACCAAAAGGAUGGAAGAUAUAUUUGAGUUUUGGAGCUACACAAAAGAAUGGUGAAUAUUUUCCAAAUCCUACAAAGUUUGAUCCUUCAAGAUUUGAAGGAAAUGGACUAGUUCCUUAUACAUCAGUUCCAUUUGGUGGAGGACACAGAAUGUGUCCUGGAAAAGAAUUUGCAAGAAUAUUGAUUCUUGUUUUUCUUCAUCAUCUACUUAAAAAUUUUAGAUGGGAGCCUAAGGUUCCUUUAGAAAAAAUACUGUAUCCUUUUUUCUUACUAGCCAUUCCAACAGAUGGGUAUCCUAUUACCCUUUCUUCUAUUUAAGUUUUUUUUUUUUUUAUGAAAAUAAAAUGUCAAAGUACGUUACCUAGUUAAUGUUGCUUCUUCAAAUUUAAUGCAAGAAUUAAUAAUUGUUGCUUACUAUUUCUAUGGAUUUUGAAGUUAUUUAAAGAGACAUUUGAAACACUUUUGGGCCAUAUAUACACUCAAGUCUCAAGCCCAAGUUUAUAAUAUACUACAAAGUUACUAAAAGAACUAUAACUAGGAGAACUUUUGGGCCAUAUAUACACUCAAGUCUCAAGCCCAAGUUUAUAAUAUACUACAAAGUUACUAAAAGAAGUAUAACUAGGAGAGUUAUGAUGAGGGAUAUUGAAGUACAAAUCAAUUUUCUUUGCAACAAAUUAAAAUAGAUGAUAUUUGUAAACUUGCUCACAGAAAUCAAGCACAUGGUGAAGCAAUUUUUUAUGUUUAUUUGUAUUUGUCUCAAGUCCCAACGACGAGGUUUCUACCAUGUUCAACUAUUUUUUUUACAAAAAUUAAUAAAAAUAUCAAUGCUAACAACAAAAAUUUCGAACAUGAUAAGCUAUUAAAGGGACAUACACAAUUAUUGUAUAUAAAGGGGGAAA
This is a messenger RNA of Solanum lycopersicum (tomato), 2374 nucleotides long. Its product is annotated as beta-amyrin 28-monooxygenase-like. Gene Ontology annotation, molecular function: monooxygenase activity; heme binding; iron ion binding. NCBI's taxonomy places the organism in Eukaryota, Viridiplantae, Streptophyta, Magnoliopsida, Solanales, Solanaceae. Gene Ontology annotation, biological process: sterol metabolic process. The record is from RefSeq and is a predicted model, not a curated record.